Molecule: messenger RNA, 5762 nt
Organism: Siniperca chuatsi (mandarin fish)
Lineage: Eukaryota; Metazoa; Chordata; Actinopteri; Centrarchiformes; Sinipercidae
Product: oxysterol-binding protein 1-like
Exons: 21
Coding region: 262-2748 (828 amino acids)
Cellular component (GO): membrane; cytosol; intracellular membrane-bounded organelle
Molecular function (GO): sterol binding
Source: RefSeq, a predicted model, not a curated record
UUUUUUCAGUUUUGUUUCAGUACGUCGCCUGUCCUCAGCGGAACUAACGUCGACGGUUACUGGGCUCAACGAACGCUUUUUUUGUUGCACAACCUGUAGCAAAGUAGUCCUUCUCCUUAGUACAUCCAUGAAAGUAGUUAGCAAAGCUAACACUAGCGAGCUAACAUCGCUUCAUUCAACACGACAUGCACACCAGUAAUAGUUAAAAGUCUUGCACGGUAAGGGGUCUAACUUCACCCAGUGAAACCACAGUCUGUUGUGAUGUCGGAGCCUAAGCCCCCUACUCCAACCCCAGGAGACACGUACAAGGGUUGGCUCUUCAAAUGGACUAACUACAUUAAAGGUUACCAGAGACGCUGGUUUGUUCUGAGCAAUGGACUGCUGUCUUACUAUAGGACCCAGGCCGAGAUGGGUCACACAUGCCGAGGCACCAUCAACUUGGCCACAGCCAAUAUUGCUGUGGAGGACUCCUGCAAUUUUGUCAUUUCCAACGGAGGGGCGCAGACCUACCACUUGAAGGCCAGCUCAGAAGUAGAGCGCCAGCGAUGGAUCACUGCCCUGGAGCUCGCCAAGGCAAAGGCUGUCCACAUGCAGGCUGAGUCUGAUGACUCGGGUGACGAUUGUCCUGCAGUGCACCCGACCUCAGGACAGGGUGGAGGCUGCCGUAACUCAGAAGUCCAGUCCACACUACGCACACUCAACAGCAAGGUGGAGGACCUAACCACCUGCAACGAUCUCAUUGUCAAACAUGGGUCUGCCCUCCAAAGGUCUUUGUCAGAACUGGAGGGGAUUCGUGUCGGAGGGGACAUGGGGGAAAAGAUCAGACAAGUUACAGAAAGAGCCACACUAUUCAGAAUCACCUCUAAUGCCAUGAUCAAUGCAUGUAGAGACUUCCUCUCCCUGGCCCAGAGCCACAGUAAGCGCUGGCAGAAGGCCUUACAGGUUGAAAGAGACCAGAGGAUACGGCUGGAGGAGACUCUGGAGCAGCUGGCCAAACAGCACAACCACUUGGAAAGAGCUUUCAGGGGAGCUACAGUUCUCCCCUCUUCAUUCAGCAAUCCCGCCUUGGGUAGCAAAGGUGGUGUUUCAGGAAAAGGUGAUGCCAGUGACGAGGAUGAUGACAAUGAGUUCUUUGAUGCUAUGGAAGACCCAGCAGAGUUUAUUACUGUCCCUGCUGACCCCAAGUAUCACAGGAGAUCUGGCAGCAACGUUAGUGGGAUUAGCAGUGAGACUGGAAUUGACGAUCAGUCGGUAAAUUUUGAUGAACUGUCUUUGGCAUCCAAUCCAGAGUCUCCACAGCCCCUUGAGCUAGAGCCAGUUAGACAAAGACGGACUCGUAUCCCCGACAAGCCAAACUAUUACCUCAAUCUGUGGAGCAUCAUGAAGAAUUGUAUUGGAAAGGAGCUCUCAAAGAUACCAAUGCCUGUGAAUUUCAAUGAGCCUCUCUCAAUGCUGCAACGUCUAUCUGAAGACCUGGAGUACUACGAGCUGCUGGAUAAGGCUGCUAAAUGUCAGAGCUCUCUAGAGCAGAUGUGUUAUGUGGCCGCUUUCACAGUCUCUUCCUACUCCACCACUGUCCACCGCACAGGAAAACCCUUCAAUCCUCUGCUGGGAGAAACCUUUGAGCUUGAUCGGUUAAGAGAGUGUGGCUACCGCUCCCUCUGUGAACAGGUGAGCCACCACCCACCUGCUGCAGCUCACCAUGCCAUCUCUGAAAAGGGCUGGAGCCUCAGACAAGAAAUUACCCUGGCCAGCAAGUUUAGAGGAAAAUAUCUCUCUAUCAUGCCUUUGGGUUCUAUCCAGUGUAUAUUUGACAAGAGCAACAAUCACUACUCUUGGAAGAAAGUGACUACAACAGUACACAACAUCAUUGUUGGAAAAUUAUGGAUUGACCAGUCAGGGGAGAUAGAUGUGGUGAACCACAGGACAGGAGAUCGCUGUCACCUGAAGUUUGCUCCCUACAGUUACUUCUCCAGAGAUGUACCAAGAAAGGUAACAGGAGUAGUAACAGAUAAGGAUGGGAAGGCCCAUUAUGUGCUAUCAGGAACCUGGGAUGAGAAGAUGGAGUUUUCCAGGGUAAUGCAGAGCAGUAAAGGCGAGAACGGCACUGAAGGCAAACAGAGAACUGUCUAUCAGACCCUCAAAGCCAAAGAAAUCUGGACAAAGAACCCUUUACCAGAGGGAGCAGAGAACAUGUACUACUUCUCCUCACUGGCCUUGACGCUCAAUGAACCUGAAGAGGGAGUGGCGCCAACAGACAGUCGACGACGCCCUGACCAGCGGUUAAUGGAGGAUGGCCGUUGGGAUGAGGCCAACGCAGAGAAACAAAGGCUAGAAGAGAAACAGCGCACCACCCGUCGAGAAAGGGAGAGGGAGGCUGUUAAAGCAGCCAGCUCACCUGAGGAAGCUGUCACUGAGGAUUCAAUCAAUGAUUCACCCUUGAAAACUGAUGCAGAGGAGACUGGCACAGAAGCAAAUGAGGUUUCUGAUGAAACUGACACAGAGGACUCUCCCCCUCAUACACCUGUUGCAUCCCCUUAUGGACCAUCGCUCUUCCCUUAUCUAAUGGAAGGCAAGGAAGGUCCUUAUGGAGCUCAAGUCAAAAGCGCCCAUCAAGACAACUACCAAGCACUGUGGUUUGAGAAGUUAGACGACCCUGUAUCCGGAGAGACCUUGCAUGUCUACAAGGGCGGUUACUGGGAGGCGAAGGACCAAGGCAGCUGGGACAUGUGCCCUGACAUCUUCUGAUCCCAGCCACGUCUGCCUGUUCUCCUCUGUGGUGUAUAAAUGAGAAGAUGGUAAGAGGUGACCUACCAUGCAUCAGCUAAAGUGGGAAAUCAAACCUGACAUCAACCUAUCUUCAAUGUCCCUCUCAGCUCCUUUUUCCAGCAGUGAUUUGCUCAGGAUUAAGGGCAUCUGGACUUCACUUUCAACAUAGAUACAAUGCACAUUGUAGCAUUGUUGUAACAUUGCAGCUGAUUAGUGUUCAGAAAUCCAUUUCUCUGCCUCUCAAACACUGAUGUUUAUCUUGGUCUUGGUCCACUGCUUGUUACAGCAUUUGAGUUGCAUUUGGCAAUAAGUUAUUCUAGUAAUAUUAUUAUGAGUUUUCUUUAAAAGCACUAUUGGAAUAAUUCAUCCAGAUGACAUCUUACAAUAUACAAGGUUUGCAUAGAUAGAGUGAGCUACUACAUAACAUAUAAUUUAUGUUUGUUUUUGUUGUGCGUUCUGGAUUAUGAUUAUUUUAGCCAUAAAUUUAUUGCAGCUUCCCCAGCACAGCAACACUAAGUUUAAUCAUACCCAACCUGUUUAAUAGUUCACAUAGUAAAUAUUCACUAUACCAGUUUCAGACCACAUCAAAUGCAUAGAAACAUGGGCUUCAGUGGUUCUGACAAAGGAGAGAUAAAUACUGUUUCUAAGUAUUAAGUAAUUAAUGGCAUAUUUCAACAAUUGUUUUUGGACUGAUAUAAAAUAUGAAGUGUCACUAAUACCAAGACGUGAUACAGAGUUUGUCUUUGAAUUUAAGGUGAUUUAUGGUGCUACUUUAUUCCCUGAAGUGAAACAACUAUACCUAAAUAUUAGCCUUUUUUCAUUCAUUUUUCAUUUUGCACUCAACUAGCCAAUUUCAAAAUCUCUUUGUGAUUUUUUUUUUCACCCUAUAUUCCCCCAAUCCUUCUGUAAAAUACAUGGUAGUGGUGAAGAGAUGUAAAAGUACUUCAUUAUGAUUAUUAUAUUGACCUGGUAAAGUCUGGUUUGGUGAUCUUAAGAAUCCUUAAUUGUGGGUCUUAAAUGGCUACACACGCAUAUUUAAAAAACUUGUUUUCACUUUAUAAGAAUGAUAUUUAAUAGAAUAUAUGAUCUUUAUUUAAUAUACCAUAUUGAAUGCUAUAUGAACUGAAAUAAUGGCACCAAACAAAUUUAUAUCAAGUACCAGUGAAAAUAUUAAAUAAAAUAAAAAAUACCAAUGAAAAACCAUUUAGAAAUCUGUAAAUUUAUCCUGUUCCCAUUCUAUAGAGUUUAUUACAACAGAAGUUAUUUUCAUUUUUUUACAGAGAAAAACCCAGUACUUCUAUGCUCUGGACCCCCAAAAACCUGUGAAAAAUCUAUUAUGUUUUGUGAGACACCACGCCGCUAAACUAUGAGGCAACAUCACGUUCACCUCCAACUCCCAAGCCCCUGACAUAUAGGAUGAGCGGUGGAUGCAUUUUUUUAAUUUGUGAAGGGGGCAUGCUCAAGCUAAAACUGUAUUAAGUUGCUCUUUAAAGAGUGUAGCUGUUGAUCAGGUCAUUGAGAGCAAGAGCCUCAUAAAAUAAAAUCAUAUUGUGUAUGGGAUUGACUCAAAUACUAAUGUUGAAGAUAAAUUGUGUUAUCAAGCCUGUUUUGAUUCUCCACCCAAGUACACAAAUGCCAGACUUGUAUUUUCAUACCUGAAGUUUGUGCUCUUACUAAUAUUUGAAUCAACCAUUUCACUUCUGCUCUCAAAGUAAAUGUCGAGACUCACCAUUUGAACAGUUGAGGUUGAUUUAAGAGCAGCAGAGCUGUGCUCCAAAUUGUCACUGAGCUCUGUGCUGAUUUCUACUGGCUUGAUGAUUAGUGAAGGGAAAUGUGAGGCAAGUGUUUUUGUCUUCCUGGUUUCCUUCAAACAUAUUAAUCAUAGCUUUAAUCUUGAUUUAGGUUAUUUUAGUCUUUGUGUGUUGCCAGUGUAGAUUUUUAUCAGACAGCAAUAAGAGUGCCUCAGUGCGUAUACAUGUGGCACAAAAUUAAAUGUGUGAAGUGAGAACGCUAAAACUGCAAUAACUGAAUUCUGUCAUUAUAUUUGUCUCUGUUGUUGUUUGUCAUACGAGUGGAAGGACUGUGUGACUGAUAGAAAUCUAAAUUUCAUUUUAUAUUCAAGUGUACUUAAAAGGAGGACACUGAAAAUGAAGAUCACAAAACAUGAUGUUGCAAAUAUUUCUGUGUAAAUAGAAUAUGUUAAAAUAGUUAAGUAAUUGUGGUAUUAACUGGUUAUAUUGAUGGAGAAUCUAAUGUCGGGGAUGCACUUUUUUUUUUUUUUCAUUAUUUUCUCAGCUCUGGAUGCAUUUUCUCUGAGUUACCACCCUCUACCAACUAGGAUAGCUUUUAUUUUAAAUUAUAUUAUUUUCUUUUGGUCUGAACUGUUCCUUACUAUGAUUUACUGUUGCAUCAUACAUCAUUUAAACAGAUGAUGAAGAUUGUAUGUGUGUGUGUGUGUGUGUGUGUGUGUGUGUGUGUGUGUGUGAGGAAUAUACAGCUUAAAUUACAGAAUGAGUACACAGGUCUCUGUCCUGUCUUUUUCGACAUAUACUAUAUAUAAUCUUGACUAUUAGCCACUGUUCUAAAUUGCAUAGCCCCAUCAUUCAAUUGGUGUGUUUUUUAAGUUUCUACCUUUGUCACCCCUUUUAUUGUUUCCGGCUAUGAUUGUUUUGCCCUGCGCUGUGUAGACUGUCACUAUACACAAUGUCACAACUUACAGUACAUCCAUUAUUUAUCAUGCCCUAUGUGAUUUGCCUGAUAAACUGUCAACUUUUGAUGUUGGCUCCUGAAGAGUUUGUCAUUUUGUGAGUUUGUUUUGAGUUUCUUUUCCUAUACCAUGUUCAGUAAUUGCAAACAUAUUUCCAUUACUUAAAAUAUGCAUAUGUACUGACUCACUGUUCUGAGCAUACUUUCCAUCUUUUCUGUCCAUCAAUGCAGUUUCUUAGCAGGAUUGUGGUAGAGGUUGAAGAUAUUAAAGUCUGAAUGGAAAUGAA